Messenger RNA from Panicum hallii, 2217 nucleotides. RefSeq lists its product as uncharacterized. The transcript has 2 exons. Bases 804 to 1952 code for a protein of 382 amino acids. The record is from RefSeq and is a predicted model, not a curated record. Gene Ontology annotation, molecular function: calmodulin binding. NCBI's taxonomy places the organism in Eukaryota, Viridiplantae, Streptophyta, Magnoliopsida, Poales, Poaceae.
GCCGCCCUGCCAUCAAUGGCCGCCGAUUCGGGUCUCGCUGUUCGCAGCCGCGCCUCGGGACGGGGCGGUCCUAGAAUCUAAUCUAGAUGUUUGGUGGCUGCGGGGAAUGUUCCCUCGCUCGUCGCCAGCGGAUUCGGUAAUUGUGGCCGUACGUACGGGGUGUGAUGGGAGAAAAGUGUUUCGGUAAUUGUGUGUGGCUCACUUGUUGAAUCCCGCGCCGCGCCUGCCAUCUUCAAUCGCCUCGCGGAUUUGUCGAGAUGCGGGUUUCGAUGGAUCAUCACCACCGCGCCUGCUGGGCCGCUUGCUGCUCGCUCCUUCGUGAUUCCUGGCAUUUUUCGCUUGCUCCUCCUAUCCUGUACGGUCUCUAACAGAUUCUCUCGGCUUCAUUGUUGUUUUCUAGUAUUCUGCUUGCGAGGCGCAAUUGAUAAGUCUAGAUGUCCGUACUGGCUAGUAUAUUUCUCUAGUCUCUACUACAUGGUAUUUUAUUUGGGGAAUAUUUGUUGAAAUGCUGGUACGGGGGGCAGAAAACAAAGGAAGAAUCAGGGGGUUGUUAGAUUGGAUUGGAGCCUUCGCCACAUAUUUUAACUCCCAAAUCCGUUGGGAUAUGAUUCUUUUUCGGGCCUCUUUGUUUCUUUCCACUUUUUGCUGGAGCCGCCGAUCUUGAUGUCUCACCAAGAGCACCAUCUCGGUUAUCCAUUUCAUCGGCCGUGUCUCUCGACCGGGGGCCUCGUCGUGCAAACAAGAUCUGCCUAGUUGUCUGUCUAUGUGUUUCAGUUGAUCUAAGCUGGUGCAGCUGCGAAACAAUGGCAACAUCCAAGAAGGAUCCCCCAAAUCCCAGCAGAGGCGGGAUGUCACCCAACCUCAGGCCAUCCAGCAGCGAGUCUUCCGGGUACGGAUAUGGUGCUAGGCGGGCGCGGUCUGUCCCAAGCUCCCCAGACCGCAAAUUUGGCACCUCGGCAUCAUCGGUGGCGGCCUCUGGCUCCCCAGAUGUGCAGCGUCCGUCGUUGUCCAGUGCUGGCCGGUCACGGACCAUGGGCUCAUCCAUCCGUGGCAGCAGGACACAGCCAUUCCCUGUUGCAGUCUCUAAGCCUACCCUGUCAAGGGCGAAAUCCGACAAGGUGAGCACCAGCUCGCAGAGGCCUCCAGCGCUUGCUAUUCCGCCAAGCAACUCCUUCAAGGACAUGAUCAAGACUGCACCUAAGGUGUCACCAUCCACCUUGCUGAGGAGUAAGACCUCUCCAAGGCCUAUUGCUGACAGUUGCAAGGCGGGGGCAUCUCCGAAACCCAGCAGCCAGAGGGUGGCAUCGCCUGGUGCUGCUCGAGUAGACAGAGUUCAGCCUGUGUCCAUUGCACGGUCACCUGGUGCCGCCGCAAAGAAGAGAUUGGAUACUGUUAGUGGUGCUACUGCCAGCUCAAAGGCUAAAAGUGUUUCCCAGAAGACAAUGGGGCCAUCUGCAAGCAGGAAAGAGAAAGAUAAGGAUCGAUCAAUGCAGUUCAAGGAAACUGAGAGCAUAAACACCCCGUCCAUAGAUGAGCACUUGCAUGAGGAGCUCCCUGAUCCAGUCGAUCUGAAAUCCAUGGAUGUGACUGUACCUGAUCAGCAUGAGCCACCUUCCAAUCAGCCAGAACAAGUCAAAGACGCAGAGGAAUCCAAGGGACACUCCUAUGAAGAGGAAGUAGAUGCAGGCGCUAAUGAGAUGCAUAAUGGAGGGCAAGAUGCCAAUGGCAGUGUUAAAACUAUAUAUGAAUGUGGGCUUGUUGAGAAGGCGGUGGCUGAUCGGAGUGUGGACCAAGCAUUGCCAUGGACCGAAGUGGCUCAGGCCUGGAGGAAGGAUGAUCCCAAGGGUAAUGAUAUGAUCGAGGAAACCAAAAGCAAGCUACUGGAGGAGAGGAAGAGCAGGGUGAAGGCGUUGGUGGGGGCCUUUGAGACGGUCUUGUCAUUCAAGGAAUAGUGCUCAACUUCGCCGUCGGAUCCGUUCUAUCCUUCUCAAUGUUGACUACAUCCUUUCAUGAAUAUAUAAGUGAUCACGAGGAGCUGAGUGUUUAUAUGAUGAUUUCCUUGGUUCAUUGUACUUGCUGUUAUACUUUUUUUUUUGUCUGAAUGAUCGUUGCUUUUAUUGAUGUAGAAUUGAAUUAAAUACUGGUGCCUUAUCGAGAGAACAUUUGGAUUCUGUGAGGAGUAUUCAUAUAUGCAUUCUUUUUUGUUAUCUUGUAAAA